This is a messenger RNA of Patiria miniata (bat star), 16110 nucleotides long. RefSeq lists its product as uncharacterized. The record is from RefSeq and is a predicted model, not a curated record. The coding region runs from base 102 to 15746 and encodes 5214 amino acids. Lineage: Eukaryota; Metazoa; Echinodermata; Asteroidea; Valvatida; Asterinidae. Gene Ontology annotation, molecular function: lipid binding; microtubule binding; ATP binding. Gene Ontology annotation, biological process: microtubule-based movement. The transcript has 34 exons.
UAUACAUCGUUGAAUGGUGUUUGUGGCUGAAAGUGAAGGUCUUGGAUUAUUGAUGAUUUCACCACCAAAAUGUCAAUGAAGACAUCCCCUCCAACCUCAGAAUGGCGAACGUAAAGGUAGCAGUUCGUGUGCGUCCACCCAGCAAAAAGGAAUUGGAUGCAGGAGCUAUCAAUAUCAUUGAUGUGAACGAGGAUGUACUGAGUAUCACAAACUUGAAGAUUAACAGCUCCGAAGGUGACAGGCACCGCGAGCGAGUCAAGAGUUACUCCUUUGAUCAUUGCUACAACUCAGUGGAUAGACAGUCGGACAACUAUGCCCCACAGGAACUGAUUUAUCAAGAUCUUGGCACGGAGGUUUUGAAUGCAUCCUUUAGUGGGUACAAUGCCUGCCUGUUUGCAUACGGACAGACAGGCUCCGGAAAGACCUACACAGUCAUGGGAGAUGAUGCGAAUGCUGGUCUGAUACCCAGGAUCUGCGAGGGAAUGUGCAGUAGAGUGGAUGAUCUAGAACAGGGUGUCACCUUCAAGAUAGAAGUCAGCUACUUAGAAAUCUACAAUGAGAGAGUGCGGGACCUCCUUGCGUCAUCCAGCGACACCAACUACACGUUAAAAGUCAGAGAGCAUCCCAAGGAUGGACCCUAUGUCCAAGAUCUGACAAGGCACUUGGUGUCCGACUUCAAUUCCGUCAUGAUGCUAAUAGCUCAGGGUAACAGAAACAGGACUACAGCAGCAACUCACAUGCACGAAGCGAGCAGCAGAUCGCACGCCAUCUUCACUCUCAACUUUGUUCAGGCCAAGAUGGUGAAUAACAUGCCCAGUGAAAUAGUCAGCAAGAUCAACCUGGUUGAUUUGGCUGGAAGUGAAAGAGCUAACCUCAACUACAGCAAGGGAAGACUGCAAGAAGGAGCAAACAUCAACAAGUCCCUGGUUACCCUUGGCAACUGUAUCUCGGCACUAGGCAUGGAUUCUGAGGAUGAUGACGCGGAGAACUCAAUGGCCCUCUCUGCUGCCAGCAUGGAGAGCCUUGCUCUGAGUGAAGACGCAGAUUUCAACAGUCCCAAACGACGGCCUGGAUUCAUCCCCUAUCGGAACUCGGUCUUGACGUGGCUGCUGAAGGACAGUUUGGGAGGCAACUCCAGGACCAUCAUGAUUGCAACAAUAUCUCCAUCCAGCACCUACUUCAAUGAAACGAUGAGUACUCUUCGCUAUGCUAGACGUGCCAAGAGGAUCAUUAACCAACCAUUGAUAAAUGAGGAUCCUAAUGUGAGACUGAUCCGAGAGUUACGGGCAGAGAUCAAUCGUCUGAAGACGUUGCUCAAUUCAGCCAGUCUUUCAAGCUCCCAAGCUUCCUUGGUCCAAGACGCGACGAUCAGUAAGAUGCUCGCCGAGAACGAGCAGAAAGUGGACCAGCUGACAGAGGCCUGGGUAGACAAGUGGAGAGAGGCGGCCAGAAUUAUGCAGGAGUGCAAUGUGGGCAUCCGGAGGGAAAGCAUGGGCGUGAUAGUGGAGUCAGAACUGCCUCAUCUGAUUGGAAUAGACGAUGACUUACUCAGCACUGGUAUCAUACUCUAUCACCUCAUGGAGGGGCAAACCACCAUUGGAAGGGAAGAUUCAGAAACUGAGCAGGACAUUGUUCUCUGGGGGCCAGGGAUUGAGUGCCAGCACGCCGUGAUUGUCAACCAUCUUGGCCGAGUCACCUUACAUCCUGUCAACCAAUCGGCUUGCGCUGUCAAUGGCAACGAUAUCCACGAACCAACCCCACUCAGCCAAGGUGCUGUUGUUUUGCUGGGUAAGACAAACAUGUUCCGCUUCAAUCAUCCAGCAGAAGCAGCUAGACUCCGAGAGAAAAGAGCAUCAUCUAUCAAACCUGAGGAUGUUGAGGAAAUAAGACGUCCUCGGAAGAACAGCGUAACACUCCGAGUUCAUAAUAACCUAACUGCCAUCACCGAAGAAGGUUCUAGAAUCCGCAAGAUUUCCCUGAGUAGAGAGACUCCUCCAUCCAGCCUUGACAGUCCGUGUGCUGUGCCGAGGGGACGAAGCCUGGACAGCUCUACCUCACCGAUUCCUGAAGUCUCCUCAAUCAUGAUGUAUAACCCAGGGGUUGAAUUGGAGAGACAACACAAGAUCAAAGUGGACAAAGUUGAAAGCACAAGGAAGAGGCUUGAGGAACUACAGGACAAGGAACGCCGCACGCAGGCAGCACACCAGAAGGAGGAGAAGAGGAUGAAGUUGGCCUUUGAGGAACAUCAGCAAAUGAUCCAGGAGCAACGAGAGUUACUGCAGAGGCUGAGAGAAGAGCACGAGAAAGUGAAACAGGAGACAGAGAGAGAACUAGAAGAGAUGAGACAACGUCUUGCCAAGGAAAAAGAGCAAGGUCUGAAACAGUUGGAAGAAGAAUGUAAGAGCUUGGGGACUGACCAGACCAGGAAAGCCUCACUUCUUGCCUUGGGUGGGGAUGCAGUUCCACAUGUUAUUGUUCAGGGAACUGAGCCAUCAUCCGACCUAUCAGUCCUGGACGUUGAUCGCAAGAGGCUUGCUCAGAUGGAGUUGAUGCAGAAACAGUCGCAGAGAAAAGCUGAAGCCGUUCUUGAGAGAAGGCUGGCGGCCUUCGACAGGCAGCGCUCGGCAUCACUGAGACUCAUCGAACAGGAGGAGAGGAGGCUUCAUGAGAUUGAAUGCAUCCCGUCGCUCAGCGACCGAUUUGCAAGUGCUUCCAAUGACUCUCUGGAUUCCUCCUUGAGGUCCGAGGAUGAGACAAGCAAUGGGAUCGAAUCGAGAGCUGUGAUUGGAUGGGGCAGGGUGAGCCCCAUUGGUGGAAGGAGUGAUAGUGAUAGUGCCAGUGGCAAGGCUGCAUCAAACUCUUCAGAUAAGGAAGAUAACGGGAUUGAGUCUCCAAUGACUAAAACUGCAACUCCUCCACCAAGUGUUAAUAGAACAGGCUCAGUCGAAUCCCUACCUCACAGAACUGUAAAACCCAUUUCUAGUAAAAGUCAACCGUCUCCCCCAAGGCCUAAUAAAGCUCCAGUUGCUACAUCUCCAGUGAAGCCCAAAUCAACUCCCAACUCUGUGUAUUCGAGGCUGUAUCAGCAGCAAGCACCCAGAUUUGACUAUUUACGCCGUAAACCUCAUCGACCAGAUGUGGAGGAUCAAAGUUCUAGACAGGGACAUGUGCAGGGUCGUGGACCAUCAGUAAGACAAAGAUCUCUAACUGAUGGAUCAGUGGAUGUAAAUGCCAGAAGCAACAGACUUAAUGGAAAGACUACACAUUCCAAAUCUCCUAGAAAUGAAAACCAAGCAUCCUUGACUCAUAACCAGACUAGAGACACAUUGAAAACUGAGUCUAAGCUAAGAACUAAAAGUCUGAGUCCAAGACGUCUCCCAGAAAAGAGACCAAUAAGUACGAAUUCAAUUUCGCCAGCUGCAAGGAGGAAAGAAGAUGAUGGGAAAGAGAGUAUUCACGUACCAUCUGCGAGAAGUAGGAGCAAGAGUCCUCUGAAAACACAAGCUCCCCAGAGAACAGUUCACAAUUCCAAAACUCAAAAUUCAAACCCCAAACCUGAAAUCCAAUCAAAUACAACAGGCAAACAGACAUCACCUGCAAGAGUUAAAAGGACCAAAACACCAUCCUCCGAAAGUGCAAUAGAAACAGCUAUGAAGCGAAAGUCUGCUGAGAGACAUAAAAAUGCUUCCAAACUCAGUAAAGAACCUGUUGGUUCAAAAGGAAAAUCUCCAGCAGGGACCCAGGACAAGGCAAAGGCAAAUCUGCCGAGAAUUGUUAAGCCUAUUUCCAAGGCUUUUGAAAAGCUGAAACCGAAGGCAACUCCUCACUCAGAUGCAUUCUUUGUCCCUCUGGAUGAAGAGAAUGAUGCGAAAACAGGAAUCGAUCAAAUCGGUCAAAAGCCAACACACCUGAAUAACCAUGGUGAUGUUGUUUUGGAAAAUGAGAAACUAUCUCUAGACAGGCAGCCUGCCAUUGGCUGCUCGGAGUCAAUGGAAGAUGUAGUCUCAAUACCUCAGCCCCCAAACCCUGUAUCUUCAUAUUGUCCCAGCAUCUGUGUAACAAGUGACGCCAGCUUAGAUGACAGCUUCUCGAGAGCUGUUGAAGAGAUUUUGUCUGAUACUAAUGAGUCGUUUUCUGAUUCCUUGGAGGAUGCGGAUGAGCAACAGCCACAUGCUGAAUGCUGUCUAGAUAGUGUGGAAGAUAAACAUCAGCCUUCUGAAAGUAUAUCUAACCAAAAUGUUGACCAAUCAUCGAGGAGGAGAAAAAGAGGUGUUUCCGUGGAAGCGGAAGACCAUCAUCUUAUUAGAUAUCCUGAAGACGGAGAUACCAAACUGGCUUUGCAGGACUCUCUUGAAGAUAUUUCUCCUGAGGCACCUUCCACAUCCACAUUCCUUUUAAGAGAAAACAGAUCUGAGGCUUCUCCUCACUCGGAUGAACGAAUCACAAGUGGGUACAUAUCUGAUCCUUCCAAUGAUAAUUAUCUGGAAAGAACAGGUGAAGGUAGAGACUUAAACCUCAGUGUCCUUGAGGACAGGCCUUUAGAGUCGGAGGAAUCCCCUCAGGAGGCGUCAGCUUUGAAUAAUGCCGAGGGUAUCGAGGAAAUCAAGUCAAGACCAGAUGAUAAUGGCGAUCUCACGCUCAGAAAAGCAUCCUUGGAAAUGGCAGUAAUCGAUUCUGGUGUUUCAACAGAUAACAACAGUGUGUCGUCUGACCAUACUAUGAGUGGCAUGGAUAGGACAGCCACACCUACUGUAGUGGACAAUAAUCUUGAUGUCUUGGUCCAGCAAGAAGUAGAUUACAAGGAAUGUGUGACACCUGCAGAUUCCAAACGUGGCCAUCAAACUGAUAAUGCAGCUGAUGUUUCUGAAAAUGCUUGGGUUAAUCCUGGUGUUGAUGGGACUAAAACAGAUAUGAUUCUACAACUGGAGGAAAAUGCUGUCACAAACCUUGCAGCUAACGGUAAUCUCCAGGAACAGUCACAGAUACCUCAGACAGACAGUGAGAUUGUUCCUGCUGUUUCUGACAUUGACACCUUAAUAGACAAUGAAGCAAAAGGAGAUACAAAGGAGCAGAGAGAACCUGAAGAUGUUCAGAUACUUGAGAACCCAGAUAAGCUCUCAAAUCCGUUGCCAAGAGAGCCAGCUUCAGUGAGUACAGCGGAUACGAGGUCUCCUUUGAAAACAACCAGACACAGAGAUGGUACUCCCUCUAUCAUUGAAACAGACUCAGUUCCUGAAACGUUUUUGUUGACUGAGUGUAGUUCCAAAAUUGUGACUGAUGGUCCUGUACGAAAGCAGAAUCAUACAGAAACCAUAGGAGAAACGUUACCAACAGAUUGUGCUACUAAUGAACUGAGGAAAACUAAAAAGUCUUGUCCUGUUGCAGAACCCAAGAGGGACGUAAAGCAUUUAAAGAACACGACAUCACCAUCUGUUCUGAGUAACAAUAAGGAAGGGAAUGAAUCAGAGUCUCCAAGUUCAUCAGGGUCUCCAAGAAAAUUGGUCAGAUCCAAGGGCCAAUCAGCUGUGUCCCCUUCACCUCGCAAGUCAAGGAAAAAGUUGAAGAAGCGACGGACUCCCAUAAAAUCCAAAUCAAACAGAAAACGUGAGGAACAAGAAAGAGAGCAUUUUGUUUCCGAUGACACUUACAAGGGGACACCCCUAUCACUUUCAUACCUUCCUUUAGGAGCAUCACAAGUUGACACAGAUGAGAGAAGAAGUCAAUCAAGUCCCUUUUCAAGUUCCCUGUCAAGCUCCAGUGCAGGCACAUUUGCCAGUGAGUUCAGUCGCACAGAUUCCUUGCACUCAAGAAGUCCAGAUGAUGAAGUUGCUUUGAUUAGUGAUGGAGUAUCUGAUCCUCCAGACCUCUCAGACCAACCAGCAACUCCGACAGACUUGAUUGUUAAACCUCUACCGAGCCCUAAAACUCUGGCAGAAUCUGUCUUCUGGGCUUCCUCAAGCAGCGCCAGCGGUUUGGAUGAGGAUGCGGUUUUAGAGGAUGAUGUAGAGGGUCUUGUAGAGCCACUUGAGAUUCUGGAGAAAGAGCUUGGCCAGAGUUCAGACUUGAGUAUUGAUUAUGAUGAUGAGGAUGAAUCAGGUGGGGAAAAGAUGGUAGAAUCUUCUGAUUUCACCAUCUUGGCUGAUGGACAACUUGAUGAUACAGUGGAGGGUAACUCAACAGCAGUUAUGCCAAACUCUUCCAGAGAAGAGCCUCUUCUAUCACUCUUGGAUGAGAACUAUGACAAAAAAGGAAACAGUGACAACCAUCUCACUAUGCAACCAUUUCAAGGAGCCAAUCUUAGACCCGAGAAAGAGAACUGUCUCAGUCCAUACACUGAAAGGGAAGCAAAUCCUUGUUCAGACGCAACAAAUAACCCACAAAUCAUCCGCCAGAGUGAACCUUUGCCUCCCUCUUUCGCUGACAAGCCAACCAGAUUUAUCAACACGUUAAAUAUUGAGCCAUUACAAAUGGCACAUUCUAGCGAAGAAAUCAAAGAGAGUGAGAAAUCUAAAUCUGGUAAAAUGCCCUCUUCUUGUGCUUCAGUUCAUUUUGGCAAUGGUGAUGUUGAUCCUUGUGUCCAUUUGGAGGCAUCUGUUCAAGCUACUUCCUUACCAGACAUCCCUCAAGAUGUCAACAAGACAACUACUCCUUUAUACAACAUACCAGUAAGUCUAGAAAAUGUGGAGACAGAGACUAGCUCAUCCAUUGAUGAUGUCAGAUUUUUGCCCAGGGUUGAUCAGCUGCAAAUGGCAGAAGCUAAUAUGAGCUCAACUGAUAACACUCUUGAGGUAUUGGGCCACCCACAGAAGACACAAACUAAGUCUCCUGGAGUAGUUUUAGUGGAAUUGAGAGAGGACAUGGUACCAGACGGGGCUAUUGUUGAAUCAAGAGCAGAUGAGUCUCAAAACCUGGUCUUGAAUCGUGGGAAAUUGGUUACUGAGAUAAACCCAUCAUUGAUACAAGAAGAACUUAUUAGGCUGCGCACCCUCCUAAACUCGAUCACCAUAGCUCCUUUUGCAUUUGGCCUGCCUGAGUUACAGUCCACUCCAUCAGAUUCCAAAAGUGAGUUAGCUGCUCUGAAGGCUGAAGAGAUUCCCAAAGGACAGGAAUCUCAAGGGGAAGGUUCCGUGUGUAGUAUAAGUCCAGAUAGCUCUACUGAAGAACUCUCAAUAAUUGAACAACUCCGAGGACUGUCAGAAAAGCUAGGGUCUUCUCUCCCACAGGAAGAUACAACUGAAAUCAUGGAGAGAGCACGGACUAUCUCUGAUCAUUUAGAACAGACUCAUUCUAGUGUGUAUUCCCCAUCCUUAGUAGAAGAGCUAAGAGAACUGUCGAAGCAACUUGAUGCAUCAAAAUUCCUGACAACUGAAAAGUAUGAGGAAAAGGCACAUCCUUUUGAUUGCAAGAAUCAAGACGACAAUGAAAAAUCUGCCCUGUUUCAAAGUGCUCAGGACUUGACUCUCUAUCAGACUGCUUUUGAGAUAACACAGGAAACCCUCCAACCUACACCCAUUGGUAACCUUUCGCUUUCACCUGUCCAACUGCAGAGCACACCUGUACCAAGGGAAAAUAAUCCACUGGAAUUCGCUGGAAUUGACAUAAAGAGUCCAGUUGUGAGCCCCAUUACUUGCUAUAGCAGAUUUGGGCAAUCGGCUUCAGAAGACGGCAAAGAUGAAGUUUUUCUUGAAAACUCAGAAUCUAGAGGAUCAACACCUGAUGUGAAUGAGGUAUUUCACAUUGACUCUGAGUCGUCUGAUGGAGAGGACUCGUCUGGUGAUGAAGAUGGUGCUAUGGACACAGCUGAGCGGGUGUUGUCAGAAAUGUCAUCAUUUAGACAGCAGCUUGACAUACUCAGCGGUAGUGACACUUUAGAUGAUGAUGAUGAUGACUCUUCUGAAGGUUCAAAUGAUGAGUCGACUAAGGCAGCCAAUGACCCGGAGGAAGAUCAGAAGACUCAAGAAGUUCUUCGCAAGACCCGACCUUCAGUUGGUUCAAGGAGCUCUCUUGAAUGCUUGCUGCCAACAAUCUCUGAGGAAUGUCUUUCAUCGUCUGAUGUAGACGAGCCUCGCAUUGCACCUGCAAAUGUGUCACCAACGGAAAAUCCACCUAAAAAAUGUUAUAAUUUCACCCCAGAGGAUCAUACAGUCAGACUUGAAGAUCCUCUAGAUGAAGUGCAUGCUGACCUUAGGCCUUGUACCUCCUCUGUGAAUGAAGAGAUUCCCAGCCUAAAUGAACCAGCCAUUCCAAUCAAGUUCCUGAGAGCUGUUGCUAAGAACCUUUCUGAGGGUCAGCAAGAAGCAAGCAUCUUAGAAGAAGGAUCUUCACAAGAAGGCCAGUCUGCAAGGAGCCAUCUGUGGGAGCCAGAAAAUCCAGUUGUGGCCGAACCUUUGCUUGGCAAAGAGUUUGCUGCCACUAAGGCCAAACUGAAUAUGCUCGUCCGUAUCUUGGGUGGUAACUGGGAAUCACUGGGAGAGACAUCAUCAGAAGGGUCAGCUGCUUCAUCGCCAGUCCAAGGAGAAUUUGACAUCGCUCCAAGAGAACAGAUGCCACUCACAGAAGACGAGACUAAUGUGUCUGCCAGCGAUGAGAGAAUUUACAGCACAGUUGGAAACAGAUACGUUGUUACGUAUGAUGAGUCUGCACAGACAGAUCCAAUAACAGAACAGGACUUAGCCGGUCAAAUGGGACAAGUGCAUGAGGAAUUGUCAUCCACUAUUGAACCAGUUGAUUCUGCCUGUUCACUUGAUCAAUUUUCAGGUGCACAAGUCGCUGACAAAUUCACACAGACAACUUUGAGACAGAAAGUAGCAGUCCUAGCUACCAAAGAUUUAUCUCCUCUUUAUCAGAAAACAAGUGUAACUGCAUUACCGACUUUGUGUUCAGAAACCUCGUCUCUCCCAUCACGGCCUCAGUGCCAACCUUCAUCUGAUGAAGACACUGAUGACAUUGAAGAUCAACCAGUGUCUCAGCAAUUCUCCACCCAUCAUUCAAUCUCCACAGAACAAGACCAAAUAAAUUCUAACCGUCUCUCAUACCAACCUGACAGACUAACAGAUGCUCCUGAUGCUGUGCCACUAAAAAGUGCGGUGUCCCUUCCUGCUGAGCUCAAAACACCAAAAUACGACAAAAAGUACGAGGAUGGCAAAGGGCUUAAUGAAGUCGAUCAACAUUAUGCUUCAAAGGAAGGCUGUAAACAAGACAAAGACUUGGAGGUUGAUUCUUUGCAGCCUGUGUUUUUGUUGUUACCCGCAGAGCCAAUCAUAAAAGCCUCAGUUGUUCUGAACAAUGAAGUUCUCCGUUUUCCACCUUGUGAAGAGGAUGAGUCCCUUCUCCAAAAAAGUGGUUGUGUGGAACCUACUGUAAAUACUUCGAAGGAUGAAGGCAAAAGGUUAGAGCAGCGUGAGGUUGAAAAGAACAGCCUUCUAGUCAAGGUUCCUGUUGAGUUGGUGCGAAAGACAGCUGUUGUUCCAAGAGAUCUCAAUUUUAUGUGGCCGUCUGAGACCAGAAAAUCUUUACCGAAACAUACAACGCGGAAGGCGCCCCAAAAAUCAUUGCUUGAUUCAAGUAAAAAAACUAAUGAGCAUAAAUUCAGGGAGAGGCAAAAACAAUCCUCCUGCUCUCCUGUGGAAGAGGUAAUGAUCGGAGAAACAAUUGCUUCAAAGGAUGUCAAUUUGUCAUCUUUCACUGUAGACCCCAAGCCAGGAAUUGCUGAUGGGGACCCACUAAAUGGGAUACCUGAAAUCAGGUUACUCGGACCUGUUGAAGAGAUUUUAGUUAAGGAAGCUGUAACCCUGAGUGAUGAACCAAUCAUGUGGCCUUUGACAGGAACUAAUCCCAAUGAAAAUCAUCACGGGCAAACCUGUGAGCCAUCUGACACAACCUCUUUGUUCCAACCAAUCAGAGAGGAGUCAUCCAGUCAGAAUCCAUCAACUGAAAACUUGCUUGCCAGAGACGAAUCUGCUAGUAAGGCCCCUGUACAUGGACAGCAGCUGGAGAUCCAAUCUGAGCACAGUGGAGGGGAUACAAACCUGAACGAGUUGAAGGAGUUAUCCACAGUGAUGGGCCUCUCUCCACAGAGAUCUUAUAGCACAGAUGAGGAACUGAUACAAAUCUUCUCCAAGGGAGUCGCUCACUUUAGAAGUCUCAAGCAGGAUGUAAUUAAACCAAGGCUGGUUGCUGUUGCGACCAACACUUCCCCAAUGAAGACCACACUCAAUGAUGCUGAAAGAGUUGAUGCUGCUGUCAUGACUGAAGGAGAAAUCGAGCAAGCUCACGCUUACACAAGCAUGUCACCCAACAAUGAGCAAGAACUGUGUCUGAACCAGACAACCGAAAUUAUACCUGAACAAGCCAUGCCUCUUGCUCAAUUAACAGCAGCCCAACUACUUGGCAUGAUUGUCGAUAAACCACAGGACAUGAUACCUCAGCAGACCAAAGUUCCCAACAAUGACAAUACUAUAAACACACUGGAAGUUACCAGUAGCCCACAUGAGAUUGAAGCACCGUCUAAAACUAAUCUGGACCAUGAACCAGUGCUAGACAGCAUUGAUCCAGAACAGCCAGAACAGCAAACGGCAGUAUCUACAACACCAUCAUAUGAGAAUGCUACCAGUACAAGGCCUUAUGUAGCACAAGUACCUGAAAAAAGUAAAGAAGUACAUAGAGUACAUUGUCAAGACUCAGAGACAGAGAAGCCACUAAAAGAUGAAAGUAAGAGUCUUGAUGAAUCUCGCUCUUCAGAAGACAACAGGCUUGGUGAUGAUGUCAUUGAGUUUGAUGAUGAGGAGCAGAGGUUGUUAAAUGAACUAAGGAAGAGAACACGUGCAUCUCAAGAGGCAGCUAAGAGGGCAAUGGCUUGUGCACUUAAACUUCGACAGAAGAACCUCUCUGAUCUCCCAAUGGUGGAAAAUACAAAGGUCACCCCAGAUUCCCUCAAACAGCGAUCAGAACCAAAAGUAAGACCAGCUAUUGUCAAAUCCCAAGGUGGAGAAACAAAAGGGCGAGACUCAUGUCAAGAGCUGUUGAUGCAGAAGGAGCCUGAACAAACUGACAGCAAGGCUUCAGUACCUGAAACUCUUCAUCCCAUAAGUGAGAUUGCUAACAAAGAAUGCAGAUUUAAUGUUCUGCCACUGGAGGAAUUUGCCCAGAAUGUAUCCAGGCUCAUGGAGGACGAGAGUGACAAAGAUCAGAUAUCAACACCCACUAAAAGGAUCUCCCAUGCCAGAAUUAUUUUGAGGCAACCAAGUUAUGAAGAUGGUUCAACAGAUUCAGGGAACAGUUCGGUCUUAGAAGUGCAAUCGCCAGUAAGUCAUUUUGAAAACACAGAGGACAAACAGCUUGGACCAUCGAACAUUUCACAGCAACCGUGCCAUGGAGUGCAGGAUGAUGAUCAUGAUGAGGUGAGCAUAUCACUGGAUAACAAUCUUCAGUCACGGCCUCAAUUGAUCACUGAACAUAUCCAAAAGGAGGCUCUUUGUAUCAGUGAUUUUGAUAGACUGGCUUUAAAGGUGUCGAAGCUGGAGUGUUUUGUACCUUCAGUGGAACCAGCAAAACCAAAAACUACACCUAGCUCAGAAGAGAAGAAUCCACUAAAACCUCUUGGUAGUUCAAGAUUCUUUUCUCAAAGCCCAGACCAACAACAUAUUGAUCUGUCAAGUCUGGAAUUCCAACCGCAAGAAACGGACAGAGAUGAUGUUCACACAAGGCCGUUCAUCCAGAACCUGUUAAACAAACCUGGUAAUGAUGUUGAACUUUUACUUCCAUCUGAACUUGCCCAUGAAAAAUCAAACUGCAGUCACACUUCUGAUGACAUCGAAGAGAAGUUGGCAAAGUUGACAGAAAGUAGUCAUGCUGAGAAUGAAAGCACAGGAAACAGAUCAGAGAUUGGUGCAAAGAAAGACGACAAGACUCGUGUGAGUGAUCAAAAGCUCAUACAACCCGAGGAUGUUGCAAACAACGGCAGUUGUGAGAGACCUGAAGACUUUACUGGAAGGGACAGUUUAAAAAGUCACAGACCACUUCUUGGAUACUUUUCCGACAUCAGCUUCGAUUUAGACAAUGACAAUGAUGAGGACUUAAGAGCUCUGAAAAGAACCAAUGAGAACAUUGACCGCAUCAUUGCCGAGACAUCAAGCCUGGAGUCUGAUUUUGAGGAUGACACAGAGCCAGAGCUCGCAGAACUCGUAGAUGAUGAGACCGAUACCUUUACCCCUCAACGAUCAUCUGUUGAUGGUUUGGCCUCCUUCAGAAUUAGCCUACAGGAGAAGCCUCUUAAGGCAAAUUCUGCUCCAGCUGCUCUUGCACCUAAAGAAGCUGAUGACAGCAAUAACGAAAGCGAGGGUGAGGAAGAAGAAAUAUCUUCUCUGCGUCUCCAUGGUAUCCUAAUUUCACCAGAGAAGCUUGAGUGGCUUCUCGCUGACUCGGAAUCUGGGGAGAGUAGCUCUACUUCUUCACCAAGAGAGGAGAAUGAUUCUUCAAAAAUGCACAAUGGUGAAGAUGAAGGGCCAAAGCCAACAAGGGAAACUCCAGUAAAUGACAACAGAAGCAGUGGGUCAGGGAAUUUUCUUGAAACGAAUUCUGAGCCUGAAUCCAGGGAUGGUAACACUCACAAGCAACCUGGAACAAGUAACGAGGAAUUAAGCGGUUUGAAAAGAGAUCAACACAGCAUGGAAUUUGAAAAUCAGCAGAGACUUGCCAAGGUGUUUGAGUAUGAGGCUCCGGCAACAAAGCAGGGAAUAUUCCUGCCAGAGAUGAAAUCAAUAUUUGUGGUAACAAAAGAUGAACAACCACAUCAAGCUGGCAGUAGUGAUCCUUUGCCUCUUGCCAACUCAUUGCAUGUGAAGGAUAACAAAUUAAAACCUGAAAUACACGAGUCACAAGAACUAAAUGAAGAAAUUCAGCGACUGAAAAGUGGUCAUGGAAGUAGUCUGGAGAAAUCUGUGGAUUUGGAGGCCUACCCGCUUGUCAAUCGUCAAAAAGAUUUCAAGAAACAUGCCCAGGAAGGUCCUGAUGAUGAUAGCAAUUCAAUAUUAGAUACUCUAAAUACCAAUUUAACCCAAAGCAGUGGUGUAUUCAGUUCAAGCACAAGAGAUACUGAGCUGUCGUGGUUGAGGGAGAGAAGAUUGUCCUCGGAGCAGUUAAGCAGCACUAGCUCUGAAACAGAGGAUGCGGACUUCAGCAGGAUUCAAAAGGAGUAUCGAAACAUCUUAGAAGAUUGUCAAGAAUCUACACUAAAUCCUCCAGAAAGCACUCAGUCAACGCCCACAAAUGUCUUUACUCAGACUGAUGAUGAAUCUCCUAUGAGUAGCAAUGAUGAGAGUAGCUUUGGAAAGGAGAACAUGAGGCUUGGUGCUUCCUGGCCACUUAGAGAACCCAUCAGCACAAAGCUUCACCCAAGAAGAGACAUUGCCGUUGAACUAAUGGAAGCCAGUUUGAUGCACGGCAUAGGAGAGACAGAUGCCUUUCUGAAGUUCUUGGACAGUGACUUACCUCUUGAGAAGUGGAAAUCAUCAGAGGUUACGCUAAGGCAUCGUCGCAGUCAGAGUGUAGGCCCUCCAUUGAAGUUAGACGGAGAAGCAUCUAGACAUGAUCCUAGCCCAAGUAAGCAGAAACCUCGCCAGGUGAAAGUUGUCUCCUCACAACCAACCAAUCUUAGAUCAGAGCCCAAGGGCCAAGGAAGCUCACCAAUUACCUCUCCUGAAAUACCAGCUGAAAGCCCAACAUCUCUGAGUCCAUCACAGAAUGCUUUGCCUAGUGAACGUCGCAGGUUUCUCCAGCAGCUGAGAAGCAACAUAGUAUCAGCAACCUCCACACAGAGACCAGAGAGAGCCAAGAUAGAUGCCCUCCUGCAGGACUCCUGGAUGGGGAAGGAACCAUCAAGAUCUACUGACUCAGACCAGGAAAAGAAGCCUCGUCACAUCAACGCUCCAAAUCCAAACAGAGAUGAUAUAGAAGCAUUGCUUGAAGAGUCACGACAUAUGAGAGAAAGAUCAAGGGCCGAGAUUGCAAAAGCCGAGGAGAACUUAAGCCAUGCAAGACCUGUCUCAAGACAAGGAGGAAAAGGAGGAAAAGACUCAUUUAGAGAAAGACUUGGGGAGGGGUUUCCACCGGCAAAUCAAGGCAGCCUCACUAGGGUUGAUGGGAUAAGUCUAGGUGCCAGACCAAAAUCUGCAGAGACUGCUUUGAGCAGGAAGGAGAGAGUCGGAACCCAAGAUGGAUCAGAAGACAGUACUGACAAUCUUCAAGGAAGUUUGGAUUAUACGAUGAGACAGAGACGACCUCACAGUGCACAUGGAUCGUUGGAUUUGUAUAACUGCCAGGAUGCAAUUGACCGAGAAAUCCAGUGUCUUCGUGCAGCCUCUGCAGCCAUGAGCUCUAGGCCUCCCAACCUGGCCCGCCCCGACAUCCCCUCCCGGAGACCACAAACCCUGACGCACACCAACACGAAGCCAUCCCCACCCCCUCCACAGAGGUAUCUGCCUCCGUAUGAUCACGGUGCAUCACGUUAUGCCGAAUCACCAAGACAGGGUCAGGGUACUGCAUCUUCACAGACGAGAUCGCAAUCUCCCCUUGCUGUCCCCAUCAUCGCAUUCCAUCCACCAUCCCCUGAGGAGAUAGAUCCAUCUUCCAUCCCUACCAUCGCUCGUGCCAAUGAGGUCCUCCAAGCGAGCUACAGGAGCCCCGGAAGUCUUAGAUCCCAGGUUGGCGUUCCAGUUGCAUCUUUGCCGCAGUCGGAAGCAUCGUUGACUGAUCUAGAGAUGCUGCCGUCUUUGGUAAGAGGAGGAGCAAGAAUGGAUGUUCCCAGGACCCAGGCCAGCCUCAAGAACUCCGGAAGAGCUUCCCACGACCAGUCCAGGAUAUUCCAAACCACCUCACCGUCUCCAAAGUUAUCGUCUUCCCACUCCUCUCAUCCGUCUCCUCCCAAGAGGAGAGUUCGAUUAGAUUCUCCUGAUGCACCGGUUGUCAAGGAGGAUGCUGGAUCCCCACCAAGACGAUCUGGAAGACAAAGCAGGCUGAGCAGCCAGGAGAGAAUGACCCCAGAGUUGCCCCCGAUAAUCGAGACCCCUCUUGUUUCAUUGGAUAGUCUCUAUGAACUAGCCGCUGAUCAGGCUAUGGCUAUCUUGAUCAGAGAGACGACUUUGACUGGUAAAGUAGAUCCCAACAAAUCCAAGCAACCUAUAGAAAGCAAUGCAUGGAGGUACCAAGGACAAGAAAAAGGCAUUCUCUUCUGGCAGAAAACAAAUAAAUAUUGCCCUAUUGACAGUUUCCUUGGCCUAGGUGUACUUAAAGCUCCAGCACAGACCGUCUUUAACUUAAUCAACAACUCAUCCAGAUACGACUGCUUACAUGAAGCCAUCACUAAUGUCAAGCUACUGCACAAGAUAGAUAACACAAUGAAAGUCCUCAGCAUACUCUGUGAUAUGGACAACUGUUCACUUCAAAAGCCACGGGACUUCUGUUGUGUGAUCAAACAAACACACUGGAAUGAUAGGUGGUACAUCGUUGCAACAUCCGUGAAACAUCCAUCGUAUCCUGCAGUGUCUACAACUGUAAGAGGACAGAUUCUGUGUUGUGGCGUUUCCAUGGAACCGGUCUUCACAGAGGAUGGUGAACACUGUAGAAUUGCACAUUUAUCACAGAUUGACCUUCAAGGUGACCUCAAGCCAACUCUAGUAAAUCAUUUAACCAGCCGACUGCCGCUGUGUCUUGCGCAUCUAAGAGACUGCAUUGAAAUUGGACAACUUUAAUCUGACAGGGUUUGACUCUACCCCAAUUCUUGUCACCAUUUGCCAAGGAACUCUCGACAGCUCUGCAACUGCCAUCACUGGGAUCGCACAACUUGAAGCAGGGUGGUAGUUAACAUGUUGAUCACAACUCAUUCAUCUUGAGGUCCAGUCACAAGCUAAUGACGUGAUCUGGGAUAAAAUGGAUUCCUUUGUCAUUGUCCAUCCCCUGUUACUGUGGUUAACUGAAACCUUCCUUCUGAGUUGAUGACUUGUGAUUGACCUGACUACAACGCUACAACAAAUACUGCUUUAAAGAGGUUGUGGAAUGCUGAAAGUCCUUUUGUUUUUGAUAUUUUUUUAUUGUAGAGUAGACCCAUAUAUAUCA